UUUUCGUGGGAUAAACAAAAUCGGGAUUAGCGCGCUAGGCGAGAACCUUGAGGACCAGCCUCUUUCAUCGUCAAGAGCGGGGGACUUCAAGACAAGGGUUCUGUAAAUGGCCUAGAAUAUGGUGCUCCACUUUAAAAAGUGACUGUUGACGUAUCAGACCCAUUGAAAUUCCCAUUACAUACCUCAGUAGUGCGUAGGUCUACCCGUCUCCCAUCUCCGUUGGUCGCAUGAGACUUGACUUGCAUCAGUUUUCUAUCCCCCUACAUACUAUAUUAACUAAACUCGGCGCAAACUCUUGUCUCGGUGAUAACCUUUGCGCCACCACUAUUUCUUCUUUUCACUUCCUCUUCUCUUCAAAUUCUCUUUUAUCUUGUCUAACUUUAAUCCCGUCGCAACCAGAUUAACAUCCCGGAGGAAGAGAUGGCAUCUAUCGACGACUUGCCGGACGAGAUCGUCCACCAUAUCCUUCUUUACGUAUCACCGGAGGAAACUUUAACUAAGAUCGCAUUGCUUUCCAAGCGAUUCAACCGAGUCGCACAUGAACCUCUCCUAUGGAGGUUUUAUUGUGAGCACAGUUUUAAGUACUGGCAAUCGAGUCAUCACUUCAAAGACAGACUCAGAGGUAAUUUACGCGAUACCGACUGGCGAGGCCUCUUCCUCCAGCGACUCGGCCGUAAUGCUCGCAUUGCGCGCCUUGUCGACGGCAUCGUCGAAUCUCGUGUCCUUCGCUUGCAGAAGAUAGAGGAGAUCUGCCAGUACGGGUACGAUGCGAAAGACUUUCUCCUGACUCAGUGUCGGGUUCCCGAUACGGUAGAUGACGUUUUGGCGCGAAGAUACUAUUCUUGCUCCGCCCUCGACAGUAUACAUCGAAGUCUCGCGAUAGAAGAAUGGGCCAAGUACCAGAAGUACGCAGCACGUCGUAUCGAUGAAGAUACCCCGAAUAGCGAAAGAUUAAACUGCGGCAUGCGCCUUGAGCGCGCACUCGGCGCCUUUGAUAUGUUUAUGCUCCAUGAUAACGAGGGUGAUUUGGACGAGAUAACUGAGCUGUUGGACGAUAUCACUGCACGAUUCCGCAGUACUCAGGCACACCUCAAUGAGAUGACAACUCGACAAAAAGCCAUCGCAUUAGCCCGGUGGCUUCAUUCAAACAAUAUGACAGGUUUAAAUGAUCCGACUGAGCAAACAUACCGUUAUCUUCGCAAUUGUCUGAUCGGUAGAGCUCUUCGAGACGAGCAUCAUCCGUCGCUACCAAUCAUAUCCGCCGCGAUCUACUCCGCUAUAGCAUCGCGACUUGGGAUGGAAUCCUACCCCUGUGCAUUGCCCAACCACGUCCACGCCACCGUGCUAUCGCCGCCAGGCAUUUCGUUGGACGGGUAUCGUCUCCCGCUUGACCAGUCGGAACAUCAGGAGAAAAUGUUCCUCGACCCCUACGGAUCAGACGAGGAAGUUCCUCUGGAUUACAUACACCACUUCCUAUCCCGACUCGGCAUCCACACCAACCACGAGAACCUUCUGAACCCUACAGCCACGGACUUGAUCGUCAUGCGCACGGCGCAAAACAUCCGCGCCUCUUUCACCAGCUUCCGCACUAACGAGCGCCCGCUCUCGCAGCUGAUCCCGAUGAUCGAACUCAACCGCGGCGACUGGGCUCGCAACCUGCAGCCGGCGCUGUACAGCAUGAUAUGGGCUAGUAUCAUGAUGGUGCCCGUGCUGCCGGAGAACGACGAGAUCCGCUGGGACUGGCAGCAGGACGUCGGCGACUUACGGACUUACUUCUACGAGUACUUCCCCGAGGACUCUUGGCUCGUCGAGAAGUACGUGUGUCCCAUGUACGACGUCUUCGCCGCGCCGCCGCGCAGACAGCAGACCGAAGGGGAACUUCCCUCGAAGCGGGUGCGUGACCAGAUCCGCGAGAUCAGACGCGUGGAUGCGUCGAGGAAACCGCCGAGGCGCAGGAGCGCGCUGGCCGACGGGACCAAGGUUAAGUAUCGCGUCGGCCAGGUUUUCAAACAUAAGCGCUAUGAGUACCAUGGGAUUAUCCUCGGGUGGACGGUCGAGGGCGCGUCGACUUGGGACGAUAAUCCCCUUUCGCCGAGCCAGAGGCCUUGGUCGACGUAUAGUCAGCCGUUUUAUCGAUGCAUGGUCGGCACGGAUGGCUCGGAUCACCACGUUAUCGCCGAGGAGAACAUCGAAGUGGUCAAGCUGCGCGGCGGCCCGGAGGUUCUACCCCUGGAGAUCAAGGACCUAAUGCCCAUGGCCGGCAAGUUCUUCAAGCGAUGGGAUGCCGAGAACGGCGUCUUCGUUAGUAAUCUGAGGGAGAUGUUCCCCGAGGACUAAGCUAAGGAGCGGCCUCUUCUUCCUCAAUCGCGUUUAUAUCGUUUAUUCCCCUUGUAAUAACCUACUACCUACCUACGUUUAUUCUAUUUGCUCCUGUACACUACCUACACUUACUCCAUCAUAAGAGAUGGCCUUUUUAAUGACUUCUACGACACUCUCCGCUAUGGUUACGGUUAUGUUUUCUCCUAGUCUUUACCUAAUUGCUUCACUUUUACCUAUAAUUACUCUACGCUUUGGACCUUUUUUCGGGCCCUUCGUUUGACUUGGUGUCUUCGAGAGCUUUAGCUGGGCUGAUGGGGACGUCGGUAUGAAUCGAUGUAGUAUAUGACUUUUAAUUAAUAGUUCCUUCAACGAAUAUUAUACACCACUUUCUGAUAUUCGAAUUUGCGUUAUGGAUUUAAUGUUUUUCAGCUGUGUGCACUGUUGGAUGCUAAAUUGAUUGGUAAACUUGGCGUUACUUGAUCACCUCCUGCUUAAACUCUUGUUUACGUGUGUAAACCUGGU
Messenger RNA from Annulohypoxylon truncatum, 2841 nucleotides. RefSeq lists its product as uncharacterized. NCBI's taxonomy places the organism in Eukaryota, Fungi, Ascomycota, Sordariomycetes, Xylariales, Hypoxylaceae. The transcript is spliced from 4 exons. The record is from RefSeq and is a predicted model, not a curated record. Gene Ontology annotation, molecular function: protein binding; DNA binding. Bases 421 to 2337 code for a protein of 638 amino acids.